Messenger RNA from Zootoca vivipara (common lizard), 621 nucleotides. RefSeq names its product NADH:ubiquinone oxidoreductase subunit A11 (gene NDUFA11). Gene Ontology annotation, biological process: mitochondrial electron transport, NADH to ubiquinone. The record is from RefSeq and is a predicted model, not a curated record. NCBI's taxonomy places the organism in Eukaryota, Metazoa, Chordata, Lepidosauria, Squamata, Lacertidae. Gene Ontology annotation, cellular component: mitochondrial inner membrane; respiratory chain complex I.
GCGAGAAGUAGACCCUCCGGAGACUCGCGAGAAAAGGCCGCCGCCAAGAUGGCAGACUACUGGGACAUCCCGGAGGGCACCGAUUGCGCCCGAAAGACCUGGCUUACGACGCGCCUCGGGGCCAUUAUCGGUCUGGUGGGGUCUGCUUACCGUGUGACCCUGUUCCCGUCCGAGACGACCCUGGGGGCUUUUCAGAGGGCGACCACUGGAACCGUCCUCAUGGCCACCUUGGGGGCCGUUUUUGGGGUCACGACUUGCCUCAGCGCCCAGCUCCGAGAAGACCCAGAGGACCCAACAAACUACUUUAUCGGAGGCUGCGCCUCGGGCGCCAUCUGGGGAGCCAGAGCCCACAGCUUCGCCACCGGCACAGCCGCCUGCGUGGGCCUGGGCGCGGCCGCCUUCCUUGCCAAAGUCGGCAAGAAGGAAGACUGGUGCUGGCUGCAGACUCGCAAAGACUGAACCCGGAGCCGCCCUCUCCGUCCUCCAAGCGCGGCGCACGAUCGCCACCAACCACAUCCCAGGGCAUGGACUUUAGCGGGAAAUCCUGGCGCCCGAAAUCCCGGGGCCGUGAGCCAAGUGGCCCGAGAGAAUCUUGUCCUGCAAAUAAAAGCGUUGACCAUU